CGAUGUAACGCACAUGGCCGGAUUCCUGUUCCAGGUGCACCGAUCCCUCCUCACGGAAGUCCUCCUUCCGCUCCAUGAGCCCAAUCAGAUGGCAGUGUGGAGCAUUCAGCAACCUCUUAUCGAGAGCUACCACGAAGAUCUCGUGGGUUGCCUGGUGUCUUUUCUGGAGCUGCAGCCGGAGAUGGUGGAAAUUGUUUUCGAAUCCAUCGCUACGGCCUGGCCUCAAGGCUUCAACAGCAACACUCCAAAGGAAGUGCUGCUGCUGCACGAAGUGGGAACGUUGAUCAGGUUUGUUUCACCAGAGGCAAGCAGCGCGGUGCUGGAAAUUAUCAUGCCGAAGAUUCUCGCGUGCCUUCGGGUCGAGAACAGCAGAGUGGUCGAACGGGCGCUUUACCUCUUCAAGGAUGAACAUCUCUUGGAUGUAUUGGCUGCGAACACGAGCACGACAUUUCUACCGCUGCUAUCUGCACUGCUGAGGGGUGGGGAGCCUUUCUGGAACCCAACUGUCAAUAAGGCGAGUGACAAUUGGAUUAGCAAUGACUCUUCCAUGAAGCAGAUGACAGCCCGAGUGCUAAAGUCCCUGGAGGACAAGGAUAGCACCGCGUUUGCUGCCGCAUGCGAAACUUUGUGGGGUCAGGAGCCACGUCGCGUGUCCGACGCCGAAAACAAUGCGACCCCGACACCACAAAGAGAGGUGCCUUUUCGACCCCAGUCCAGCAGCAGUGGUCUCCUGCCUCCCACCACCCUGAAGGGUGCGAUGGGAAACUGGCGGCCUUCAGUGAGUGGUACCGGGCGCGGUUCGGACACACGAACACCCCCUGCCGCCGUCACCGGGGUCGCGCCGUGGGCCUUCAAAUCGCCCAAGCCACCAACUCGAUUGGGAGGGAUGGACCGCCUGCAGACGACGGCGGAUGGCGUACAACGGAUCAAACCGCCGGUUCAAUCGCUUAAAAGACUGCGGCCAGGCGUUCUGGAGGGUGAGGGGCAUUCCCGUAAAGGCGACGGCUCUCGAGUUGGAGCACCACAGUCUGCAAAAGCUUCCGCAUAUCCCAGCUUGGCGUCUCAACGUUCGACUGGGUCUUCAUCGGCGACGUCAGCCUCACUUGAAUGUCAAGGCGGUACGAAACCGCAGAUCAAGAGCGAUCCUCCAGUGGCCAAAAGCGGCGGUGAGGACCCCAUAGACGCUGCUGCCGCGGUGAAACAACAGGGACCGGGACUCAGGAGAGUACGAGAAUUCAUUCUGAAGAUCAUACCAAACACAACGGAGGAAUUAUCAGGUCCUUCGUGGCAAGAGCUACAAUUAGAACCAACACCCACACUUCUCCCGGAGUUGAGGUUUCACGAUCUGGUCUUCGGGCAUGAGCUUGGCUCGGGAAGUUUCAGUGUUGUGAAAUACGCCCGACAUAUCACCAAAGGAAGAUCCCGAAGCCAGUGGCCAGAGUUUGCUGUGAAGAUUAUCAGCACGACGAAGAUCCAGGUGGUCACAAGUCGGAUGGGUGAAGCUCAAAGUCUCGCAUUCAUCGCUACCGUUGUUGCCUCCGUGAUUCGGCAUGUUCCGCAGGAGCUGAACUACGAAAAAAGCGUCACGAACGAGAUUGCGUGUUUGCGCAUGUUCAGCCACCCAGGCAUCGCGCGGCUUGUAUCAGCUUUUCGCUGGAGAGACGGUGCAUAUCUGGUGCUUGAAUAUGCCUCGAGAGGGGAUCUUCAUAGCCAUAUCAAGGAGCACGGCUCUCUCUCUGAAGCCUCGACGAGGUUCGUCGUCGGAGAGGUGGUGGCAGCCUUGUGCAGUAUCCACGACAACGGGUUUGUGUUUGGAGAUCUAAAACCGGAAAAUAUCCUCAUCACCGAGAGUGGUCACAUCAAGGUUGCUGACUUUGGUGCCUGCCGCCCGGUCUCGGAGCCUGCGAAGAGCUCUCUCAACAGUAGCCGCGAUGCCCUACACACGCUGAGGGAUGGAGACUGGAGGGUGAAGGCGGGGCUACCACCCAACCCUUUGUACACGGUUGGGUUUGGGCGCAAAGACGGUGAUACCGACAGCGACAACGACGUCGUAGAGCAGGACGGCGAAGGCGCGAGCGCGGGAGAGGAAGGAGAGUCCAGGGCGGAAGGAACUGCAGCGUAUAUGCCUCCAGAGGUUGCUCGUGGAAGCUCCCCUGGUUUCGGGGCUGAUGCCUGGGCUUUGGGCUGCGUGACGUUCUUGUGUCUGUCCGGCCGCCCUCCUAUUUUUGCGGAAACAGACGAAAUAAUUAUGGCCCGGAUAGUACGGUUUUCGUCCGGGGACGCCGGUGGAAGCGCAGGGGGAGGCAGCGAUCAUCCGGUUCUUCCUCCCGCUGUCUCCGAAUCUCCACGAUUGUUCAUCCGCGCGCUCAUGGAGCCCGACCCGAAGAUUCGACUUGGAGUUGAGAAUGCAGCGAAGCACGAGUUUCUUGCUAAAGGAGGGACAGACGUGUUUCUGCUUCAUCGCCAAAAACCUGUGGAGCUCGCCCAGGGUGCUGUUGCGCCCAAUCCGCAUGCAGCAUGGUCGCGCAGACAGAAUUCCAUGAUUUGGGCGCCAAUGCCUCAGGAGUACAGGUUCGAUGCUGUUCCAAAGGAGCUGGCCAUCAUCGUAGAAACGGAGGUGGAACGCGGAGGAGCGUUCGAUCAGCAGUUCGGUGGUAUUCGGGAACCCCCCGUUGCCGGUGCUUGAAAGAGAGAUCCGUGAAAUAGAGCCCGAAUUGGCCUCGUGUUCCUGUUU
Messenger RNA from Ectocarpus sp. CCAP 1310/34, 2734 nucleotides. The record is from the annotation of a GenBank genome assembly. Lineage: Eukaryota; Phaeophyceae; Ectocarpales; Ectocarpaceae.